Dunckerocampus dactyliophorus (ringed pipefish) is the source of this 1808-nucleotide messenger RNA. RefSeq names its product interleukin-17 receptor A. The record is from RefSeq and is a predicted model, not a curated record. NCBI's taxonomy places the organism in Eukaryota, Metazoa, Chordata, Actinopteri, Syngnathiformes, Syngnathidae. Gene Ontology annotation, molecular function: interleukin-17 receptor activity. The transcript is spliced from 10 exons. Bases 197 to 1792 code for a protein of 531 amino acids.
UCAACUUCCUCGUUACUUCUGCCUGCAAGCAUCACAAUGAUCUGCGGGACACUUUUUUGGUCAUUUUUGACAAGUGGACUUGCAUCUUCAUCUUUUCUUGGCACUCUAAACCAAAGACUAAACUGCAACCAAGCGGGUCUUGACAGCUGCAAAAUGAGUAUGUCAGCCUUGUAAAGCCUGCACACAUGAUUCUCUUAUGAAUCAACACGUUGAUAUAUGGUAUACUGUAUGUCCCACAUCAGACAACUGCUCAGUCAAACACGCGGUGGUACCCAGGCAGCGAGCCCCCACUGGCCCUGAGUGGGGGUCAGAGUAUUUGGAAGUGCGUCUGAACAACCAUCUGCCUGUCCCUGUUAUGAACGUGACAUGGACCCUGAGGUCAGAUGCAAGUAUUUUGACACUCCAGGGGUCAGAGUUGCACAUUGUGGAUAAAAGCACAAAGCAAAGUCUGUGUGUGCACUUCACUUACAGCAUCGGCCAGCAGCUCAAGUUCAACUCCAGCAAGUGGACAUUUUCAUUGGAUGGGGUGGUGGUGGAGGCGGGACAUUCAUACCAGCUGUCAGCUUUUAACUUGCCACAACCCAAAGUCGGAGAUUACAGGAUCACGAAGCAAGUUACCAUCCCAGGAUGUGGUGACAAGAGAAUCCAAAACUCCCAGAUGUGCUUGGAAAAUGGUAGUCUUUGGCACCCUGAAGUGACAGCUGUGUUGUUGGUUGGGAAACGUGGCCUGUUGUCUGUUGUGGUGGGAUUUCAAGCAGACGGGUAUUCCGACAUGUACCAAGUCUCCAUUGACAACCAGGGCGUCUAUUUAUCCAGGAAUGUUUCCAGGGCGAACAGAACCUCUCUGAAUGUGACGUUUGCCGUGGAUGUGUCACAGCUCUUAUCGUGCAACCUGACCAUAACGAUAAAGCCGUUUUUCAUCAGAUGCCAGAAGCAGUCUUGCCGUCCGGAGCAAAGGGACAUCAACUACUGCUCAUAUUAUCCAGUACGGACUGUGAUGAUUAAGGGCACGGUUGUGUUGGUGUUGGUUGGUGUUUGCUGUGCUUGCCUGCUGUGGCAAGCAUCUUCUAAAGGUGACAUCACCACAUCACCAUCUGCUGCAGAGGAGCAUCCUGAAUGCUUUCAGGUGCAAGGAAGAAGAAAAGUUGUCAUCAUCUAUUCCCUGGACCACCCCUUGUACAAAAACAUCAUUCUCAAGCUGUGUGCCUUCCUCACAGCCAGAUGCGGCACGGAGGUGGUCCUGGAUCUGCUGGAUUCCACCAGACUGGGAAUACUGGGUCGUAUUCAGUGGCUGGACUGGCAGAGGGAACAAAUGGAAAGCUCCUCAGCUAAGAUCCUCCUCCUGUGCUCAGCAGGAGUGCAAGCCAAGUGGAGAGCCAUGUGUGGAGAGAAGCCGGUUCUCCUGAGGGAGGACCAGCGCUCACCCAUGGGUGACAUGCUCACUCCAGCUCUUAGCCUCAUCCUGCCCCGUUUGGUACGGUACGCUUCCUUGGAGAAGUACAUCGUGGCUUACUUUGAAGACGUUUGCUCUCCGGAGGAUGUUCCCUCGCCUUUCAGUGUCACGGUUCGAUACAAGCUUAUGAAGCAAUUCGAGGAGCUCUUCUUCAGAAUCCUGGAUGCUGAGCAGCACAGGCCGGGUAGAGUUCAGCACAUCGAAGGUCUUGCAGAGGACAAGUACCACCGUGGUCCUUCUGGUGGAGCUUUGCUGGAGGCCAUAGAAGCCUUCAGGGAAUACCAGCUGGAGCACCCGCACUGGUUUGAAGAGGAGUUUGUGAACGACUGCUAUCUUUAGCACACAUUGUACGUAU